GAGGACGUGGCACAUGGGUUCACCGAAGUGGUGGCUCUAAGGGGUCCCACAGGAAAGCAUGAGGGAGAGAACACCCUCUGCGGACGACACCCCGAAGAGGGCACCACCGGCACCACCCAGAGAAGCCGCGUCCGCGGACGUAGCCGGCAGUAAGUCGAGUAGCAAGAGCGAGUCGGCGGAGGUCUUCCACGGCGCGAAAUUCUCCCCUGCGACGACGUCGACGCCGAGCGGGGCCGCGACGGCGACAGCGGCGUCGUCACCGUCCAGCGUCGACGCUAGAAUGGUGGCCUCCACGCACAGCCUCGACGAUCUGGGCGUGAGUCACCCGGCGAGCGCGAACGGCGACCGCCAGCAGCAGCAAGAGAAGCAUGGCCACGCUUACAGGUCCGCGCAAACCGCCCAGGACAAGAGAAGCAGGCUGAGCAACGUGAUAAACAACCUGAGAAAAAAGGUGCCCGACUCGAGGACCGGUGACUCGCCGAGGAAAGAGGAGGACGACAGAAACAGCGUCGAGAGGAACCUGGAAACUCUAGAAAAGUAUGUGAUGACGGUGCUGAACGGCGUGAUAGAGGACGAAGAGGACAGCGACAAGGACACUGGCAAUAAGAAGGAAGCAGAAGAAGGUCUAGAGCCAGAGAAACUGUCAGAGGAUCAGGAAGAUGAGGACUCGAAGGGUCCAGGAGCUAAAUUCGAGCCCUCCAAGCCCAACGAGAGUAGAACAGAGACUGCUGUCCUGCUGAUGGAGCAGCCUGAGCUACCUGAGACAGCCAGCAAGGAAAGCUUAGAGUACCAGACACCCGACACUGAGAGUCUGCAACGCUGCGAGGACUCUGGUUCCUUGGACAAACGUGGCGAGACGAGUCUGUCUACUGAGGAACUGAAGAGUGAGGAUGAGGAUCCGGCUAAGGGCUCAAAGUGUUCCAAAGAAGCAAUGGCUGAGGGGUCUGAGGCUAGGAAUGAUUCUCCUCAGGAAGGGGAGAAGAAGGAGAACCGGUCAUUGGGGACGAUCAUCCUGGAGAGGCUGAGCGAUCAUCAGGCUGAGGAGAAGGUCAACGUUGACCCUGUUGUCAAGGAGGACACCAGGGAGUUCGUGUCGGAGAACGUGGAGCUGAGGAACGUGUGCAGGGACCUGCUGAAUGAUCUCCUGAAUGGAAUCAAUCAGCUGAUCGACGAGAAUAGCCAGGAGAAGGAGGAGAAACCCUCGGAGAGCUCGGAGGAGUCUAGGAGCACCAGAAGUCAGGAUCUGGUGAUGACGAGUCUUCAUUGCAGCCUGCCCUUGGACAAGGUGGCUUCUGUUCUCCAGAACUGCCAGCCGAGCGAGCUGGCUGGCCCUCAGUUGCCCUCGUCCUCGACUCAGGGGGUCAAGUCCCCGUUCAAACCACCCUCGCCCACGGUCAGGCACCUCUGCCUCUAUUGCGACAGGAAGUUUCUGUCUAUAUCGUUGAGGCAGAGGCACACCGAGAGGGUCCACCAGCAAGGCGGCGGCAGGCGGUCAGAGAGGAACUCGAGGAGACCGUCCCAGAACUGCCAGUACUGCUCCGACAAGUGUGCUGAGAGUCUGGAGGGACUGUUCCAGCACAUGGUGGGCAGCCACGGGGACAAGUACCACGCCUGCGUUCAGUGCUCCACGAGGUACCCCACCAGGGAGACUCUGGUGAGCCAUAUGAAUGAGAACCAUGGGGCCAGUGUGGACAGGAACCUUCAGACUCAGGAGAAGCUGAAGGAGACCACGCCAGUUAAAGAGCCAGUAAACCAGAGCCCCAGAGAGAAGCAAGAACCUCCAAGUUCCAAAGAGCGAAGACCAGAGGAGCCCGAUCACGAGCACAGAACAGAGUCCAUUCUACUGAAGCCAGCAGUCCCUGCCAAGGAUGCCUUCAGCAACCCAGGCAGCCCAGAGUUCGACAGUUCGUUCUACAGCAGCGUCAGCUGCAACAUCAGAGAGAAUCUUCUGCAUCACUUGGAUGGCAAGCUGCAGAGCUCUUCCAACAUAACUUCAGCGUCCUCCUUGCCAGAGUCCAAGCCUCAGCAGCAACCACAGCAGCAACCACAGCAGCAGCAGCAGCAGCAGCAGCAACAGCAGCCACAACAACAACAGCAGCAGCAGUCGUUUUAUGAUCACAACAUCAGUCAGAUCCAGUUACCUAUAGACAUCUCCUUGACCGCUGCCACGCCUGUGUAUUCUAAGGAGUACAACGAGGACUACGAGAACUCCAGUGAAUACGCUCAGAAGCCUAGCAAGAGCAACAGGUCCCACCCCAGACGCGUGUCUUUCGAGAAGUACAAUUUCCCCAGGAAGUACGACGGCAAGGAACAGUGGACAUGCUCCAUCAAGGACCUCAGCAAGUUCGACAUCUCCACGCAGCUGUCCCUCAGGAAGAAGCAACAGCUGCUGAAGGAACGCGUCACUCUGCAGAGGAUAUCGCAGAUUCCUGUUCUCGGAGUCACCGACAUCGGUCAGGACGGUACUCAAAGUACUCAGGAGUCCGAGAACUCUGAAGAAGCUGCAGCGGACAGGAAAACCGUGGAAGUGGAUCAGAGUUUCCAUUGUGAUACCAAGAAGGAGUGCAAGCUCGACGUCUGCGAGGCAAAGUCUUCUCUGCUCACCGAGUUCACUCCCGAGUUCGGUAGUUUCCUCAGACUGCGGAAGUGGGACGAGAAAACGUCUAUCGAAGCGGCGAAGAAGCAGGAAGUCGUCUACGCUGAGCUGACUGGCGAAUGGUCCAGGCCGAGGAUCUACAUCUGCGGCGCUUGCGCUUCCAAACAUGUCACCUUGAGGGAAAUGGAGGAGCACAAAGCCUCGUUCCAUCCAAACGUCUGGUGCUCGCAUUUCGAGUUCUCCGGUGACCAAAGGGAGCUGUACAAACACCUGUUCCUGCCAGGGAAGGACAUGCCCACCGCGAAGGCGAAAACCGCCAUCUUAAUAGAGAAGGUCUGCACCAAGUGCUCGAGGAACUGCACCUCGUUGCCUGAGCUGCACAGGCACAUGCUGGAGUGCGGUGGCGAUCAGGCAUGGUUAUUGGGUCUGUUCGGAAAUGGGAAGAAGAAAUGCAAGUGGAGGCCGUUCGGCAGCCGCAGCAGGAGGAGAAGGCAGCGAGGGAUGAAGAGGAACAUACAGAACUCGCAGACACCAAGGGUGACCACCCCCAAAGAGAAGCAACCGACUGGUCCCAGAGUCAGACCCAGUGACCGUGAGAGUAUUCAGAAAAUGUUGGCCAAUUUACCGCCAAAAAGGGCCACCAGGAAGGUGAUGCAGGACAGUGCACUCAGAACACAGGGUAGACUCCGUAAUGUGCAAACCAGGUCGAGGCCUCGAAUGGUCGGCGACAAUUCCACUGCGUCGCGGAUGUCCCGGAACAAGGCGGUGCUGAGGAACAAGCUGUUGAAGAACGCGAAGUCGAUACAGCGCAACCGUUGCCGGAUCGACAACAUAUCCGCGGUGAUCGAGAGUGUGGUGAGGAACUUCAUCUCUGAGGAGAAGAGGUCCGACGACGAGAGGAAUGACGCCGCGAGAGCGGGCGUCGAAGAGGAUGCCAAAGAGAAGAGCGAAGGGGACGCGAAGUCGGAAACGCCGGGAGAAACGGCGGGCGCCAGGACGAAGAUGGUGAGAGGGCCCAGAAUCCUGAGCAAGAAGAGGAACAUCAAAAUGAAAGCAGGUAUCAAGAGCAUGAAUCAGGUGAGGAAGCCAGGUAGCUUGAAGGCGAGAGCCAAGGGAGCGAUGAAGAAUCUUCCCGAGGCAAAACCGGACUCCGCGGAGCCGGCGAAACCCUUGAAGAGCGUCAAACCGGCGGCCAAAGUCAGCGACAAGGAGGCAGAGUCGGAUAUCGGUUCCCCGGAGUCGUCGAAGUCGUCGGGUUCGCCUAAAGUCAAGUCGUCUGUCCAGACCACUCCGAAAAAGAAGAGGCCGGUGGACCCGGUGGCCUCUCUGAACGCCUCGAUCAAGGCCAAGUCGCAGCUCAGGAGCCAGGACGGUAAGUUCGCCAGGAAUCCCAACAAAAGUCCUCAGAAAUCUCCAGAAGUGAAGCCUUCAGUUCGCCAGAUGAUCAAGGGGAGGAUCGAAGCUAGUCCAGAGGCAGUGACGAGACCUAAGCUGAGGGUGCCUAAGAUCAGGGGCAACGACCAUGUGCCGAAGAGGAUCACCAGACUGUCCUCGGACAGCGACAAGAUGCCAACUCUGGAGCCUGCUGUUCAGAUAUCCUCUAGCAACGAGGAAGAUGCUCAGGCCUCGGUGAACGACCUGCCGAUUCUGUCGCCGGCUACUUCAUCGUCCAGCACUGAGAAGGUAUUACGCGGCAAGGGCACGGUUAAUAAGAACCUGGAGGACAAGGAGAGCCCUAGGAAAGAGGAGGAAAUCGAAGAGCCAGAGGAGAAGGAUGUAGCCAGCGAGCUGCCUGAGGAAGACGCGAAGCAGGCUAAGACUAGGAGGCAGAAAGGCGAUGCUAAGGGUCUGCUUAGCAAGGAUGACGCCAAGGAGAAGCCGAAGGUGACAGGGAAGGAGAAGUUCAAGAGAAAGUUCGGUCCAGGUAGGAACUCGAAUGCCGAAGAGAAAAAGAGCCCGGUGAUAGGGAAGGAUAAGGAUCCGAAGGUCAAAACGCUGGAGACUAGGAGCAACUCGAGGAUGAAGUUCGACAAGCUGAUCGACGUGGACGACCAGAUUAAGAUCCAGAACGUACCGUUCGAAGUGAAGAAGCUGAUAGGAUCGGACAACAAGGAGGACCUGCUGACCAAGCUGGUGCUGACGUCCAGGGCCAGCAGUUCUAAGCGUUGCUUGAGGCAGCCCGUGUCCAAGGCGAAGGAGGAGCAAGACGCGUCUGGGAGGAAGGAAAAGCCGGAUGCCAGGAGGAAGUCGCUGAGGAGCACGGAGAAGAAGCUGGAGAAGGACAAGGUGUCCAAGAGCGAUCAGGCGGACUCGGAAGAGGCGAGCAAGGUCGCGAAUGCGGUGAACGAGGUGAAGACAGCCAUCAGGGGAAGAAGAAACAGCAGCUCGGAGGAUAGGAUCAGGGCAGAUGCUGAAGAAGCCACUGAGAGCGAAAGCACUGGCAACAAGAGGCAGACGAGAGGUUCGCUAGUGAACAGCGACAGCGAUCAGCAGACCAAGGAGACUGUAGAGCUAAAUGACAUGUCCCUGAAGAAGAAUACGUCCCUUGGAAAAAGACGGGGUCGGAUCAAAUCCAGCAACGACAGCUCCGAGAAAAAGAAUUUUGAGGUUUCUCAGGCAAGAAGCGAGGAAGCCGAGAAAUGCACGGAGACCGUUGCCAAGGACAGUUGCUCGGAGAACAGUGAAGGGAGUGCUGAUAAAACAGCGUCAUUGUCGAAGGAGAGUAGUCUUAGCAAGAACAAGCAAGAAGACCUGGAAGCUCUGACCAAGAUCGUCCAGUUAGUGGACGACCUUCGAGAGCCAGGUGGUACGGACAACGCGAAGCAACAUCCAAAUCAUCGGUUGCAGCUGGAGACUGCCGGAUCCAUGGACAGCGGCAAGGAGAACUCCUUGGAGACCGUGGUUACCACUCAGAAGUUGAAAGUCGGCAGACCUAGGAAGUCCUGGGGGUCCAAGCGAGAGAGAGCCUCGAAGAGGUCGUUGAACAACGUGAUCGGUAUCCUCACAGAGGGCAUGAACAUUCCCGUGGAAACCCAGCAGAGCGUUGUUCUGACCGUUCAGACGAGCUUGAACACGGAUGGAUCUCUUCAGGCAGAAGAGCAGCAACCCGAAGACGACGGGUCUAGGACCUUGAGUCUCGAGAAAAACGAGAAAACUGAGAACAGUGCGGAUCUUGGUAAACCGGCCGACGAACCAGGCACCUGUGUUCAGAACCCUGAAGAGAAACAGUUGCAGGCUGAUCCCCAGGUUCCUGAGAAGGAGUUGAACGUGGAGGUUCCUUCGGCUAAGACUCAGCAGUCUGAUUCCAGUGCCAGUGACAACAGAGAGCCAGCUAAUGACAUCAUUCUAGACCUGUCGAGAAGGAAGCAGAAAGGCAAAGGGUCUUUCUUGGAGAAAAUAGUCUCUAAGAUAGCCAAGCAGAAGGAUGCUCUGCUGGAAGGGGAAGUUGGCUCCUUGUUGGACACAGCUGCUGAUGAGUUGACCAGCAUCUUGGACGAGAUGGGCCCUGGCCUGCCAGAGUCCGCGGAGAAUUCAGGGAACAAGAGGAACGCUGUUAACAAAAAGAGGAUUCAAAGUAGCAAGCGGCAGAAAGAGGUGAAGGUCGCUGAUAAGAACUGCGAGAUGACUCCUGACUCGAAGGAUGCCAACGAGGGAAAGGAGAAAGGAGUAAUCGACGAAGAAUUUGGUAGCAGUAGAAAAGAAGCGACAGAAUCCUCGGUUGGAAAGGCUGCUUCAGAUCAAAAUGAACCUGAAUCUUCCAUGGAGACUUCGGACAAAGGGUUGGAGCUGGAGUCCAUGAAGAGCGAGGACAAUACUGCACCGAAAAUCGAGGAGCCAGUUCCUGAGGACCCAGGAAUGGUUGUUGAAGAAGCCAAGUCAAUUCCGAACGGGGUUCUCAGCGAAUGUGUUCCAGAAUCUGGUACGAAUGCUUCGUUAGAGUCAUCCGCGCCAAAACAAGAGGACGAGUCGCCGAAGAAGGAAGAGGAGCCAGCGACGAAGGUGAACAGGAAAUCGAAGAAACGAUCGCUGGAGAGUAACUCACCAAAGAAGAACAAGAGGAAGUCUGUCGAGCCAGCGAAUGAUGCUGAAGAGAACGCGAUAUCCGAGGAGCUGCAUCUAGCCAAUAUCUUGAAACUGAUCUACAAAUCAAAGGAAGUGCCUUCUACCAAAGAUAACGUUGAGAACGAUCCCCUUGCUGAGAAAGUUGUACCCGGUAAGAGGAAAACACUGAACGACGAUUCUCGAGUCGAAGAUUCGUCGAGCAUUGAAGCAACUGAUGAUGUACAAAUGGUUAAGGAUCCCGCUGAUGGUGUAAAGAAGUUCAAACCGGAAAGUGAAACGAACGUUGAGAAGCAAGCAGUGAGUGAAGCAUCGAUAGGAGAGACUGAAAACUGCACGCAGAGCAAGGAAGAAGCUCCAGUGAACGAGGGUCAAGAGGAAGCCUCUGUGCUGCAGACGGCAGGGAAAAGAAAGUCCUCCGCUGAAAGCGAACCGGAAAUAGAGUCCCCAAUUAGACGUUCAUCAAAGAGGAGAUCGCUUGAGGAAGGAAAGGCGAGAGAUGAAGAGACAGCGUCUAAAGCUGUGUCAGAGGUGACUGAGACCACCAGAAGAAGAUCCCUACGAGCAAGAUGUAAUAUUCUGUCGAAUACUGAUGAACAAAUGUCGAAGGAAAGUCGAGAUGAUGUUAGCAGCAAUAGUAUGGCAGUGGAUGAUGCUGAAGAGGUGAAAGAUCCGUUGGAAAAAGUUGAUCCGCUGGUGGAAGCUGUACCAUCUGCAGCAAAGGAAACAGCUGGCGAAGAAGCGAAAGAAGUAAUCGGUGACACGGCUAAAGAGGAGAACAAUGAUAAUGUUGUACCGGAAAUUGAUCUGAUGGAAUCGCAGAAGACGAUUACUCCCCCACCGAAAGUCUUGAAGAAACGUGGUCGUAAAAAGAAACUGGUGGUUACUGAACCUGUAGCUGUCGAAGAAAGCACUGCGUCUAAAGUGAAGUCUACGGAGAUGGAAGCAGCUGCUCUGAAUCAGGUUCCCAGCAGGAAGUCUCUAAGGGUGAACAGAAGCACCGAGGAGGUCGAAGAUCAGUGCAAGAACUCCGGUGAAUCGCAGGUUGCUUCCUCGAGUUUGGAUAACUUUAAAGUCCCAGAAGUGACAGAGGUGCUGCAGCUCACCAAGAAAAGAACGUACAAGAAGAAGUCGACGCUCGACGAACACAUGGAGACUCAAAGUAGUCUUUCAGCUUCGGAGUCUGAAGCAGGCAACGCUGAAAGCAUGGAGGUAAGCAAGCUAAUGACUGAGAAAGAGGAGGAAUCCGAUAAUUCGUCUCAAAAAGAUCAACCCGAAGGUCGAAGACGGUAUUCCAAAGCCUCCAGUAGACACCAGACCUCUCUGGAGAGGUCUAGCUCCUCGGGAUCCAUUGAUUUGAUUCAGAAAAGCAGAACAAGGUCUUCGAAGCGCAAGCAGUUGUCGUCCGAUGAUCUGUCAGGGCAGGAGAGUCUGAAUCAUCGACCAGAAAGCACGGAUAACUUGUCGGAGAGCUCUUGCGUCAGCGAGUCGAGUUACUUCCGGAAGAAACGAUUCUCCAAGAAGAAGAAAGGUUUCGGGGAGCCCCCGGAGGAUGUUCAGACAGACACUUCGGUCACUGAUUCUGAAUCGGCGGACACUCACAAGAACACUGAUAGGAGACAGAGCUUGAAAAGGCGAGCCAAGAAGAAUAUAUCCUUCUUCGAGGACUUUGAAGAUUUCGACAUACCCAUGGACAUUCGGGACUGUUGGGAACAGGAAGACAGUCUGAGGGAUAUAAGGGACAUUCAGCAGGUUGUGGAGGAGAAAGUGGUCCCUGCGAAUGAGAAGGUUGACGAUGAAGUAAUACCAGAUAUCGUUACUGACGAGAAAGAGAAGGAAGGAAAAGUAGCAGAGAAGGAAGAAGCUACGAUAGAGACUGCAGAAUCUGUAGAACCUGUGGAGUCUAUGGAACCUGUAGAGUCCGUAAAACUUAUGGAGCCUGUAAAACCUAUAGAGUCUGUAGAACCUAUAGAAUCUGUAGAGCCUAUAGAGUCUGUAGAGCCUAUAGAGUCUGUAGAGCCUAUAGAGUCUGUAGAGCCUAUAGAGUCUGUGGAACCUGUGGAACCCAUGGAAUCUAUAGAACCUGUGGAACCUAUGGAAUCAGUAGAACCUGUGGAACCUAUGGAAUCUGUAGAACCUGUGGAACCUAUGGAAUCUGUAGAACCUGUGGAACCUAUGGAAUCUGUAGAACCUGUAGAAUCUGAAAAGUCUGUCGAAGAAGAAGAGGAAGACGAGGAAGACGAAGAGGUAAAGGAUGCGGAGAAGACGGAUGCUAAACUGGAUGACACUCUUCAGGGACAGGAAGACUAUCAGACACCCAAGAAACGUGCAGCUGGCAACUUUGUAGUAGUGCAUAAGAAGACAGGCGAAAUCCUGAUCGUGGAGAAGAGGAAGAAAUUAACGAAGGAGGCAGCCAGGUUCUUCUGCGACGUCUGCGCGACCAGCUUCACCAGGAAGAGCUCUCUGAAGAAACAUAAUCUCUCGCAGUCCCACUUAUCGCAAAUAGUCAACUCCAAGAAAGAGAAGGAGUCCAAUGAUAGCAGUGACGAGUCUUCCAAUACCGUCUGGAGAAAUGAAACGUCGAGUCAGAACGAGGUUCUCAGCGACGGCGGCAGAAACUUCACUAGUGAAUCAGUAAAUAUCUCUGAAGAGUGCAAUGACGAAGAAAGAAAGUCCAGUUCUCCAAUUGCUGUUACCAGCAACACAGAGGAUUUGGAUACUGUGCAAAGAUUGAACGAGGAUGUUCGUACACCAUCAGUGGAGGAGGAGCUGUUGAUUGAUUCUCAAAUGAAGCAACGUAUAUUGGAGGAUGAGCUUCUGGACGAAGAGAUCUGUAAGAUCACUGAGAACAUGAGUCAUGACGAAUACGUACUUACAGAACACACCAGUCUUAUACCAGAAUGCACUUCAACGCCUAUAAAAACGGAUGUUAUGAAAGAAGAUGAGGUGGACAACAAGAAGAAACACGAAAAGAAGAAGGACAAAGGCAAAAAGAAAAUCCUGGUUAACGAACUGCCUUUGGACACUUCUGAUCCCGAGGCACUCUUAGAUUCCCUUUCACUGAAUGGUCUGGACACUAAUGCAUCUUUGAAAAUUUCAGAGUCUUCGAUUUCAAAUAUUUUAGACACCUCAAUCACUGAAACUCUUCCACUGCCCAUCGAGAAUGAUACGAACAAUCUGGAAUCGAUUGAGAAGGAAGAACAGUUCAACAAGCACCACCUGGACACUGCUGAUACCUUCAUAUUGAACGAAGUUGAUAACAUGGAGUUAGAACCUGUACAACAGAAUGAACAGGAAGAAGAAAUACAUUGUCCCGCAGUCCAGGAAUAUAAUAUAGAGCAACGCUCAGCUGAGAGUGCUGAGAAUAUCUCAGAAACUGAUCAGAAUGAUCUUACCUCGCAGGAUACUCAAUCGCAUAAACGUCUGAGUCUAAAAUUAACCAUAACCAAACGUAACGAAGACAUUUCUAAACCAUCAGACACUAACGGCAACGAAUUGGAAAUUUCCAAGGACACAGGUGACGCUUACACUUCUGAGCAUCACGUAGGAAAAGAGCCCAUCGAUGACACAGAUGCUUUGAAACCUGAAGCUGAGCAACCUGAUGAAGACAUGCAUUUGGAUAUGGUUAACGACGAGCAGAUAAACGAUACAAAUGAGAUGCUCCAAGCAGAUGAAAACAUUAUACAGACAGGUAAUUCUACGUUAAGUGAUCCGUUCGAUCAUCAAAGUCUUCCCAUGGUUAUAGAAAAUGUGGAGAACGCUCUAAGUUCGCAAACCGAGUGUACCAAAGCCUCGAGGCACGGCAAGUCGAAGAGAGGCAAAGGUAAAAAGCACACGGAGCAGGCAGACAAUUCUCUUAAUUCAACCGUUAAGAAAACAUCCAAGUCCAAAGAUAAUCAGAGCAAGUACCUUCACAAGGAGCUCGCGAAACUUCCAGAGACUGUAAACAACCAGGAGUCGUCUGACAGUUUGAAAACUUCGACGCUAGAUGAAAGUGAAAACGAGAAACUGGAAUUCUCUUUGCCCGAGUCGCGUUUAGAGGAAGAGAUGCCCGAGAUUCAGCAGUGUAUUGACGCAGCAGACAAAUCCAACGAGGAGGAGAUUCUCGACAGUCGUGAAUUUUAUCCUGACAUGGAAACCCCAUCGAAGGAAUCAUUGGGAAACAAUGAAAUCUGCGACGAGGAGAAUGCAGUUAAGCCUUUCCAGGAAGAAGACGAAGCAUCGUCGUCCAGUCUGGAUGACAAGCCUUUGUCACAGGUUUUGCUGAUGGCAGAAGAAAAGUUCCAGACAGAGAAGAAGCAACAAAAGGAACUAAAGGACCCUGGGGAAGCAACAUCUGAGGACACGCCAGAAAACCGUGUUGCUGUUUUGGAUAACGUGAAACCACACGUUGACGCCGAGAACUUGGAGCUUGAUAACAAGGGUCCAAUGAACGCGGACGUGGCAGAACCUGAAAUGCCAUCUGAAGACGAGUCUGAGGUAAUGAAGCCAGCUGAGGACUCUGACAAAGACACGAAGACUUCGUUGGAAUACGAGAACACAGAGACAGUUUCCCUGGAAGCAAAGAAUAUUUCAGAAGACAAGGAAGUCAAGAUGAAUAAUGGUCGCAGAUCGAACGCCAGUGAGCGUCAGAAUUCGAACAAGAAGAUGUCGAAGUCCCACAAGUACAAUAAAGAUGUCCACCGAAGAUCCAAGAACAAGAAGAUGUCCCAGAGAACCAAGAUCGCUCAUCUGACCAGCGAAAGCGAGAUCAGCGACGCAGAGGACAAAAUGGACUCUCAGAACAAAAAUAAAAUCGUUAAGAGCGUGUUCGGGAGAGUUUUCGGCGGCGAGAAAACCGAUAAGGUUAAGGAAGUGUUGAACGACUGGGUGUCCAAGUCGGAAGGUGACUCGGACACGUCGAGACCUGGCAGUCCGGAUAAUCUGAAAGUUAAAGAAGCGUCAGAGGCCAAGCACGAGGAGAAGAAUAAGAAACAUUCGAUAUCCUCGCAUGCUGGUACGAAGAAACGAACAGGCAGGAAAUCCAGGAAGAACUCUUCCUCUGACAAGGUCAAGGAUGACAACAUUACGUCUGAGGACCAGGAGGAGCACCGUUUCAGCAAGCACGGUAGACCAAAGAGCUCUAACAGCAAGAAAAAGAGCGACACAGAAGCAUCCAACUACUACUUCCUGGUGCUGCCUCCCACGAGCUGCAGGCCCAGUAAAAAGAGAGCCGAGGAGAGGAUCUCCAGAGCUUUCGAGGAUGAUCCCUUCGAUACUUUCGGCAACAGGACUCAGAGGAACAAGCAGAAAGAAGUCAACUACGACUUGAGGAACCAAGGCAAGGAUUCGAGUGUCAAGGACAAUGGUUAUGCACCCUUCAACUAUGAAGACGACCCAUCGAAGCUGGAGACCUUAGAGGAACCCAUAGAAGGGGACCAGAAGCUGACGAGGAAGAGGAAAUCAUCUGCCUCUAGGAAAAGUAAGAGCAAGACCGAUGAGGAUGAGUGGAGAGACUCGAUGGAGAAGAAAACUGAAAAGAGCACCAAGGGUUCUGAGAAUGAGGAUGACUGCUCCAUUAAGGAUAUCCCUGAGGGAGACACAAUGUCCAAUCAAUUGUCUGUCGAUCUAGACUCUUCCAAUAGUUGCAGCAGUCUGGCUCAGAGCAAUGGAAGGGACAGGUCUCCCAGUAUAGACAGGAAUUCUCAUACAACCAGGGAUUCUGACAUCGACGAUGAAGAGGACAAUGAAGUUGAAAUGGGACACAGGAGGAUAUCUCCUCUGUUUGUCUGUGGGACACCAAGGAGUUCUAUAGAGAGCAGUUCCAACAGUGAGAACGAGGAGGAGGAUGAGAAUGUAGCUGACGGCGAGGUCGCAGCCAGGAAGAGAAGUUCCAGCGAGUUCUCCAGUGAGAAAAUAGUCAUCAGAUCACCCUCUUCCACUCAUAAGACUGAAAUGGUUACGAUUGCACCUACCGAUGCCAUUGAGGACAAUGCGUUGGAUGUUCCCCAGGAAAUAGAGGCUACGAAACCUAGGCAAGGGAAAGUAUUGAACUUUGAUGAGGAACUGUUUGUUGAGUGCUGCUCCAGGUUGAAGGCCACCACUGAGAACGAGCUCAGGGGAGCAAAGAAGAUCAAGUUAGACCAUAACGACGGCUACCAUAGGAAGGAGGAUCAGCAUCUAGGGUUCAGAGGUCCCAGAGAUCGGUGGAGGGACGUUGAAAGUCAGAACAGUCUUGGAAGUCUGCUAGAGUCCGUUAAUCAGUUACUUGGAGAGGAGAUGUACAGCACCAGGGAAAGGGGUUAUCAAAAGAGAGGAGGUAGAAAUGUAAGAAGUGAACACUCCAGCAGAUCAGCCAGCCCAGACAUGUCCAGAGCAGAUAAUCUAGGCUACGAGGAUAGUCUAGAUGUAGCAUUUGAACACAACAACAAGCUCAGAGACAAAAUCCAGCAACGUAUGAGGGAAAGUGAAAGUCUGAUAGCAAGCACUUUCGGCCACAAGAGCGACAACGAGACUGUAGAUAACGAACAUCCACUGAAAAACACAGAGCACAACGUUUUGAGGAAUUCUUACACUCACGUGUCAGAUGAAGGCCACCUGACUGUUACCAAUCUAUCGAAUGGUGGUUAUAGUGAUAAUCUACAUAUCAGAUGCCUGCAAGACCAAAAUCCUGGAAAAUUAAAUUUGGAUUCUUCAGGGUUCAAGAGCAAAAUGAACUCUACGCUAGGUGGUUUGUUGGAUAAAGCUUUGUCCAACUUACUCCAUAAUAAUGGAAAACAUGAUCAUAAUGGGUCGACACCAAUGAAAGUCCUAGCAGAGUUGGCCUGUGCCCGAGCCCCAACAUCCACAGCUGGAGACCCAGUUUCCCAGGAAGACAUCCAGUCCCCGAUAAAAGCAUCCUUGUUGAACAAAGAGUCCACCCCAGACUCGAUCCCACCGCCACCUAUCGCCAAGGAUCUCCAGAAAAAGGCCAGAAAUCCCAUCAAGGAACUCUUUGAGAGGAAGAAGGAGAUGAACGAGAGGAAGCAGCAAGAGAAGUCCAAGACAGAGGCUGCACUUCGAGAACUGAAUGUGCACAGACAGAGGAAGACCAAGAAGGCCAAGAAGCAUCAGGACUUCCCUCUGAUUCGUCGCGGCGAGCACGGAGGCCUCGUCGAGAGGAAGAAACGUCGGGACGGCUUUGAAAGGAAAGAGGAAUUCGUGUCGGACAGGAUAAAGGACGUGUACGAGUUCGACGAGGACGAGAGUCAAAUGGAAUCUAAUCUGGGUGGCGUGAUGUCCUACAGAAGCAGGCCAGGCUACGAAGUGAGUUGCUUGAGGACUAAGGAGGUGGAUGUAGCUGGGUUGAUGUCCAAAGCUAUCGGUGAGAGCCUGGAGAACGGAGAAGGCGACGCGUUGAGCUCCAGGUUGGAAUCGAUGAUCGACAGGAAGUUCAAGGAACUCGAGAAGUUCGCUCCCAAGACCAAAGGCGCGCUGAAGUCUUUCCAAAGUGAGGAGCAACAGCGACAGGUCACCGGUCCCAUGGACGAGUUCGUCGAGAGGAAACAGCAGAAACCAAAAAGGAUUGUGGAGCAGGGUUUGAAGCACUCGAAGCUGAAGAGGCGCAGCAAGAAUCCCAAGAAGCGGACCAGGAACGCCUGGUACGAGAACGACAGCUCUGACGAGUACAGGACUGCGGUGAAAGCUGAAGAUGUCGGUGUAGGUAUCUCGAAGAGCCAAAGAACCUGCUCGAAGGGGAAACAGAACAUCUUCGCGGAGUUGUACACUUCGUCUGAAAGUGAAUUCGACGACGAGGACGUUGAUUACGAGACGAAGAAGCAGAGGAAAGCAAAGAAAGGUGCGAAGAAAGUGAUAGAUUUGGCAAACAUAGGACAGAACCAGGAAAUGAUUGAGAAGUACUGUUCAGAGAACGAGGAGGACGAAUGGAGGGAUCAGAGCUUGAGGGAUGACGACCAUCAUAGCAAGAAUGACUGUGACAAUAAGAAAUCUGAGUCGGAAAUGUCGGAUCAACCUUUGGUCAUCGAUGAAAGGAAGGAUUCUGACGAGCAGAGGAACAGCGACGAAGAAACUGAGACUCAGUACGACAGAAACUUCGAGUUGGACGACUUGUACAGAGAAGACAGUUCUGUAGCUGACUCGGAUGUUGACGAGCCAACGAUUACGGAAGCCCAGACUGUCCUGGAGGAAUCUAAACCCAAGAGCCCGAGUCCGUCUGAAGAGAAAGCGAACGACAAGGUCGACUAUACGCAGGAAAACGAAUUGAUUCCACUAGAAGAGGCCUUGGACCUUCUGGACCAGGCUGAUCGUAAUCUAGAACAGAACUAUGACAAUGUGAACAAAGAUGUAGAACCGGUAGAGCAAAUUAAUCCUGUGACAUCGGCAGAACCUGCAAACGGACAGUUUGUUCCAGUCCAAGAAGCCACAGUGAAGAGUCCCAGCCCUGUGGAGGAACAGGAACAGGAAGAGGAAGCUGACGACGACGCUCUAGUUUUACCAGAGAAGCUGUCAACCAACGAGAAACCGCAGAAGGAGUCCGAGAACCUUCCCCUUCACGUGUUCCUCAGCAGAAAGGUGCAGGAGUCGAAGAAAAGGAAAGAGCAACAAUUGAAGAAGAUACAGGAGGAGCAAGAGAGGAUUCUGAUGGACUUCCAGCCUACCAGAAGACAAAGGAAGUGCGCUAUCGGCAAGCAAGGACUGCUGGCAGAAAUAAGCAGCUCCGACGAAGAGAUGAGCAUGAAGGACAGCAAGAAGUCCAGCGACAAGUCCGACCACGAGAAGCCGCGCAAACAGAAACGGGAAUCCAAGGAGAAGCGCAAGGAGAGGUACAUAGAAAAGAAGCACGAACAAAUGAUAGCGAAGGAACAGAAGGCUAUAGAAGAGGAGAUCUUGAGGGAACUCGGGAAAAAGAAGGAAUCACUCGGACAGAACACUGACGUCAGAGCAGACCUCAAUGACAAGAAAGAGUCGAAGGACCCAGAGACAGAGAACAAAGUGGUACCGGAGCAAGUGCAGAAGAAGAAGCACCAAGCGAAAGAGAAGCAGAAGAAGCUGAACAAGGCAGAGGUAGACCUGAGCACCAAGAAGAGCACCGAAGAACUCAGCGACGUUGAGAACAAUUGCAACAAGUCUGCUCACACGGAGAGCAAUCAGGAAGGUGACAAGCUAGAGUCUCCCAGCAAGCAGAAGAAACACUCGAAAUCGCCAGUGAAACCCAAGAAGACUCCAAAGGGCGAGGCCAAGGUCACCGUGAGUGGCAAGAAGGGUAAAAAUUCCAGUUCCGACAAGUCCAAGGGUAAGACGGACGCCAAGAGUUCAAAGGACAAGGAGCGUAGAUCUUUGAGUGGCAGAAGGGAUUCGGACGAUGAAGAACUGAAGACGACGAAGUCCUGGAACAAAGUCGAGGAGGGUGUCGGGGUGGCGAUUGGCCGACGAAAACGCGCCGCUGCCAAUCAGUUGUAUUACUGGUCCAGUUCGAGCGACGAGGAAGAAAUACUGGAAGUAGUUCCUGCAGUGGAGGAGGAGGAAGACGACCGGCAAGAGCAGCACGGCUGGAUCGUCGGGGAUUCCCAUAAAAGGAUGAUAACCAUGUUGGCCAUGGAGAAACAGUUGAAGGAGAAACGGAGGAGAAGCGAGGACGAGUUCGAACCUGGCAAAGCGAAGAGCAAGAAGCACAGAAACAGCACCUCUUGAUACGUGUUUCACGAUUAGGGACAGUGUUCUUCUGAUUUCUAAGUCACCUCGAUAUCCAUUGUCUAUAAGCAACACGAGAAAGUUAAUGUCAGGUGGAGUGAGCAGAGUUUAUCGACCACUAUUAGCAUCACCUCAUGUACGAUAUUUUGGAAAUCCUAAUCGUAC
This is a messenger RNA of Nomia melanderi (Alkali bee), 16489 nucleotides long. The record is from RefSeq and is a predicted model, not a curated record. NCBI's taxonomy places the organism in Eukaryota, Metazoa, Arthropoda, Insecta, Hymenoptera, Halictidae.